This is a messenger RNA of Striga asiatica, 588 nucleotides long. The record is from the annotation of a GenBank genome assembly. Lineage: Eukaryota; Viridiplantae; Streptophyta; Magnoliopsida; Lamiales; Orobanchaceae.
AUGGCAGCUACUAUGGCUACAUCAAUGGCCAUCCUCAGCCCCAAAAGCUUCGCCGCCACAAACCCUAAAACCCCAAACCCCUCGAAGCCAGCGAAGCAAAUCCCCCUUUUCUCCAUCCAAACCCUAACCAAGGGCCUCUCCUCCUCCUCCACUGCCGCGCAGCCCACCGCCUCCGUCGCGGCCGGAGCCGUGUUCGCCGCCCUCUCCGCCGCGGACCCCGCCCUCGCCGCCCAGCAGCUGGCGGAGAUCGCUGACGGCGGCGACAGCCGCGGCGUCGCGCUCCUGAUCCCGCUGGUCCCCGCAGUCCUCUGGGUGUUGUACAACAUCCUACAGCCGGCACUCAACCAGAUCAACCGGAUGAGGAGCGCCAAGGGGGUGGCGGUCGGGCUCGGACUCGGGCUGAACGGGCUCGCCGCGUCCGGGCUCUUCAGCCCGCCGGAGGCCUCGGCCGGGGAUAUCGCCACCGUGGCGGCGGCAGACAACCGGGGGCAGCUCCUGCUGUUCGUGGUGGCGCCGGCGAUCGUCUGGGUGCUGUACAACAUCUUGCAGCCGGCUUUGAACCAGAUUAACAGGAUGAGGUCAGAUUGA